Messenger RNA from Sclerotinia trifoliorum, 1409 nucleotides. Lineage: Eukaryota; Fungi; Ascomycota; Leotiomycetes; Helotiales; Sclerotiniaceae. The record is from the annotation of a GenBank genome assembly.
UAAUCUCAAAGGGACCUUUUCAACCAAGUAGUACCUACCGGUGUAGGUCUCACUUCUCGAUAUAUUACAACUACAAGGUCCAUACAUCCUCUAAGGAAAACAACAUAUUUUGAACAAUAUCUCCCUACAUCCAUUCUUCCUUCUUGUGUAUAACAACUAAGACUUGUCGAACUUAUCACCAUCGAUAAGAGCUUCGGUCCCAAGGCUAUUUUCAUUACUUAUCAGUUUAGCACCGACUAACUAGCCCAAGAAUCACUGCAUGAUACCUACCGAUUUACCGUGAGAGCGCCGGUCGAUAUGGCGUCUCCACCAGCACCUCUAGAAUUUUCUAACAAUCCCCUCUCCCUCACGAUUACUCCCAAUUCAGUACCACUAUCUGCCACUACGUUGUCGCAUACACGUCGAGCUUCUGAAGUUAAUUCCAUCAAACGUCGGAAAGCAAGUAUGAUAUCCACAACUUCAACCCACUCUGCACAUCCUUUACGUCAAACCUCCUUCCCUCCCGAAUCCGCUGUAUACACACCUGGAUAUGAACGUUCACCAAGUGUUGAUACUAUGUCCCUUGUAAGCGGGAGCGUCGCCGGUGGUCAAUCAAAAAGGAAACGCCCAAGAAAGUCGAAAGGUGGAAGGGGAGAUUUUGAGGGAUCUAAUGCUGGCGCGGUAAAAUCAGAAGGACCUUCCUCAAAGAAACGACGAACAUCAACUGGAAAUAUAGAAGACGAUGAGGAAGAUGACAACACUGUGGAUCAAACUAUGACAUCGAUGUCGUCUAGUAUCGAAGAAAAGCAACGGGAUAUACAACGAAGGGCCUUGCUGGCAAAUCAUUUGGAUCCAGAACAGUUUGAACGUUACACAGCUAUGAGAGCCGUAAAAUUUCCAGACGCCACCAUUAGGAGAAUUGUGAAUCAAACUCUUUCGCAAAGUGUGCCGGCUACCGUAAUUUUGGCGGUGAAGAGUGUGGCCAAACAAUUUGUUGGAGAGUUAAUUGAAGGUGCAAGAAAGAUACAAACACAAUGGAUUGCGGCUGGAGAACCGAACUCUGGAUUUGUCAUUUCAACAGCGGAGGACACGAAUACUGCUGACGGAGAAAAGACGGGCAGCAGCCAAGGAAUUGAGGAGGGCACCUUUGCAGGCGGAUCAUUUGAGGGAAGCAUUAAGAAGGUUGAGACAGGGCAAUGAAGAUGGAUUGGCUGGACAAUUGAAUUUAUGGCAAUUGCAACAGCAUAGUGGGGUUGAAAGGUUUGCUUCUAGGGUUGGAGGUAAGCGGCUUUUCAAAUGAAGAUGUUGUAGUACGGUUGUGUUUUUUUAUGCAUUCGAGCGAUAUGGAGUUGGGUUGAAAGUAUAGGAAGGUUUUAUUCAAUGGAGUUGAGACAAAAAGAUAUAUGAAUUAUAUAUUCAUAUUCAAUAUA